This is a messenger RNA of Epinephelus moara (kelp grouper), 1388 nucleotides long. Its product is annotated as perforin-1-like. Lineage: Eukaryota; Metazoa; Chordata; Actinopteri; Perciformes; Serranidae. The coding region runs from base 198 to 1388 and encodes 396 amino acids. The record is from RefSeq and is a predicted model, not a curated record. The transcript has 9 exons.
GAACAAAGGCUCUUUCUCUUGCUGGUUCUGAUUGUGACGACUGGAAGAGAAGCAGAAACCUCAACUUUUUGGGCAUUUGGAACAGACUUGACAGUCACUCUGCAUCUUUGGCUGGCACACUCUCGUCAACUCCAAAAAGAUAUAUAUACUGCAGCACUUGAGAGACCCUGCUGAAGAGUAUCUCUCUGACUCCAGCCAUGCUCUCCUUUUCAACCCCACCCCUCCUCUACCUGAGCCUCCUGCUCUUUCUGUCGCACCACUCCCCUGUUCUUGGCUGUCGGAUUGGGAACCACAGCCAGUGUCAGUCUGCUCCCUUCGUACCAGGCCACAACCUGGUGGGAGAGGGAUUUGAUGUGGUCACCCUGCAGCGUAAAGGAGCCUACAUGGUGGACGUGAAGACUUUCCUCACCCCAGAUGGCACCUGUACUCUCUGCUCCAACCCUCUUCAAGGUGACAGCCUCCAGAAGCUGCCAGUCUCUGCAGUGGACUGGCGCUCAUUCAGCCGAUGCAAUGCUGACCUCUACAGCAGUGUGCACACAUCCGUUAGCUCACUGAUAGACACUUACACCUCCCAGGACAGUAAGGACUGGAAGCUUGGCCUAAAUUUCGAUAAGUUUGUGUCUGCCAACCUGGAGGUGGGAGGAACACGCUCCACUGCGUAUAAGUUUGCUACAGAGAGGACCAGAGAGGACCGCUACUUCUUCAGCACUCACAGGGUCACCUGCAGCCACUAUGGUUACCGUGUGUCAAGCAGACCGCCCCUCAGCUCCGAGUUCAGUAAAGAUUUGGCAAGGCUGCCGGAUCUCUACAACUCCUCCACCAGGGCUCUGUACAGUGAGCUAAUACAUACCUAUGGCACACACUACAUUCGGCAGGUUUACCUCGGGGGGCGACUCAGGCGAGUCACAGCUGCACGAACCUGUUUGUCCUCACUGAAUGGACUCUCAUCAAGUGAGGUCCACUCCUGCUUAUCACUGGGUCUCUCUGUAGGCCUUGGGAAGUUGAAAUUAUCUGGUAACCGACAGUAUUGCAACAAGGUCCUACACAACCAGGACGUCUCCACCUCGUACAGUUCUGGUCUCCACCAACACUACACAGAGGUGGCAGGAGGCAAUGGUUGGUUGGGGGAGUUUUCACUCACUCAUAAUGACUCCCUGGGCUACAGGAAUUGGCUGAGCACCCUGAAGGACCACCCAGAUAUUGUUUCAUACUCCCUCAGGCCAAUGUAUGAGCUGGUGCCAAAUGAGACACAGAAGGCAGGGAUGAAGGCAGCCAUAGAGCAGUACUUAGCAGACAAUGCUGUGACAAAGUCACCCAAAGAACCAUAUUGCGGGUGGCACAAUCCUNAUCGGAGAGUUGGAGGACAAGGUAGAAAGCUCCUCCACUGA